This is a messenger RNA of Gigantopelta aegis, 1776 nucleotides long. RefSeq names its product thioredoxin domain-containing protein 16-like. Bases 104 to 1678 code for a protein of 524 amino acids. The transcript is spliced from 13 exons. The record is from RefSeq and is a predicted model, not a curated record. Lineage: Eukaryota; Metazoa; Mollusca; Gastropoda; Neomphalida; Peltospiridae.
CUCUGACGCAGAAUAUCAACAACAACUGUAGCACGGGGAAGUAAGGUUUUUGACAGCAGCAGCAUUGACAGUUUUGCUUUUUAAACAUAUGUAGGCAGUAACAAUGUUUUGUAAGAUAAUUCUGACCGUGGUUUUGGUAGCAUUUUUAUGUUCCAACGUAUUAUCGUCAGUGCAGUUCAGUUUUCAACACGUACAGACGUUGACAUCUGCUAGUUUGGAAAAUUUCAAGCAGGCGACGCAUGUUACUCUUCUUUACUUUUACAAAAAAGAACUACCAAGGAUAAAAAGUUUUUUUAAAGCACUGGAUAAAUCUGCCGAGUAUCUGGAGAAUUAUGGCUCAAAAAUAGGACUGCUUGACUGCACAGUCGAAAAAGAUGAUGGCUGCUCCGAGAAGAAUGUGGAACACACAUUGAUUACGUACAUAGACGGCAGCGAGUUGAUGAGACUUGAACUGGAAACUAUGUUUGAUGUUAAUAGCAUCAUGUCCAACGUUCUUCAAGUAAUUUUGCUGAUGGAAGUUCCCAUUGUGCAGACUCUUGAUAGCAGGCUGGAACUAGAAAUAAAACAUAAAGGAAAACAUGAUAUUAUUUAUUCCUACCAUAAAGCUAUUGGCACUUACGAACACAGAGUGUUUUUGGAAUUGGCAUUUGCGUAUCAGAGUCGUUAUGUGUUUGCUGUCACAACAGAGUUUGAGUCUGUUAAAGGUCUUACAGAUGAGGAACAGACCACAGAUGAGAAAUCUUCAGCAGCAAUAUGGAUUUUGUACUGCAAGGACUCCAAGCAACCAGGCCCGGGCUGUGAGAAUGUUAAGUACAGGGGCAGUAUGAAUCUGCCAUCACUUGCCAAGUACCUGAGAUCCGUCACUAACCCCACCGUGUUUUUAUACCCAGAACAUAGUUCUGUCCCUCAGUGUCGUCAGGAUGGAAUAGAUUGUUUGCUGCUGUUCUAUGAUGCUGCCAGCAGAAAUCGUGUAAUGGAAAUCGCAGAAAGUGUGAAAUACGUUGUUCAUGAUAUUGCUGGAACUGUGGCAGUGAAUGUAGAGCAUAAAGAUGCAGACCUAAGUCAAGUGGCAUUUGACAAGAGUGCACCAGCUGUUGGUAUUCUCCGAGGGGGUCUGACACACUAUAUGGAUAAACCAUGGACAGCAUCAAACAUUGAUGUCUUUAUUCGUGAGAACCUGUUCAAGGAAAUACACGAGGAGACUUUUUCAGAAGAAUCGUAUGGAGACAAGCUGGAUUUACCAAGUGUUGAAGAAGUUGAGACCCAGGAUGAUGAGGUAGCCAACGCUGUGUUCCAGAUGCAGAAGCCCCUGAUCUCGGACAUCCCAUCAUUAACUGACAAGACAUUCCCGACAACCAUAGCAGAGUCUUCUCUCACAGUGGUGCUCUUUUAUCUUCCCUUUGAUGCACAAAGUAAAGCUUUUCUGCAUUCCUAUAAGGAAGUGACUCAAAUCCUCUCGGAAUCGGACACAAAGAAAUCACCAUUGACUAUUAUCAAUUGUCAUGACUGGACAGACGUCUGUCAGAAACAGAACAUCACCAUCUACCCUACCACACGGGUUUUUCGCAAGGCAUCCAAACCCAUGGACUACCAAGGUCCUCUUGAUAUCAAAGCAGUUGUCUCUGCUGUAAAACUUCUGCAACUCAGGUAUGCCAUUAGAACUGAAAUCGCAAGAUGAGGUGGAAAUGUUCAGCACAGGAGACCUGCCUCUCAAUGCAGCGGAAUCCAUCUCCAAUGUGUCGGUUUUAGGAAUUUUUGAUAAGGCAUCUCAGAAAG